AUGCGUCAGAUGCCUAGAUCAAGUUACACUUCGGUUUCGGUGAAGGUAUCUACCGCCAAGUCAUCUACUGGGCGUCAGACACGGUCUUCGACGCGAAAGCAUAAUCUGGAUCAAUUGACCGAAUCCGACGGAGUAGAAGAUGUGUUUCGAGGGGCCGUCUCGGACUCAAAUCCUCGACAGACUAGUCCUGCAGAUACGGAAGAAGACUACCCGGCUAUGAAAGGACAAAAGAGAGCCCGCCUGUCUGUUGCACCGAAGAGCAAAGCCGCUUGGAAGGAGCUGGAAGGUCGACUCAAAAAAUCGGAGAAGCAGAGGAAGGAAUUACAAAGCAAACUCAUAGUAAUCACAAAAGCGUCUGUGCUAAAUUCCCGCAAUGGUACAAAGGGCGUCUGGGAUAAGGCGAAGAUUGAGGCGGAAUUCAAGACUGUGAAGAGGGACGUCGAGAACUGGGUUAAGAAGUACGGUACCACCAAAACGAUUUCGACUUUCUCAAAGGGUUCUAAGAAAGAUAUCUUGUCGGCAUGCACUGAAGAAGAAUAUCAGAACGUCUUCUCAAAAGACGAUUUUGGUGAAAUUCAGCAACUUCCUAGAGGUGCGCAACUUCUCCUAGAGGGGUUUUUGUACACUCAAUGCACCGAUGUUUUGAUCAAUCGACCAUUUCUGUUCGUCGACGCGGUUCUAGAGGAGCAUUACCAUCCGAAUAAAGCAAUUUCGGCGUUCGGACAUUAUGAAUCCGUAUUUGAGGAUUUUACAAAAAGUCUGGGAGAGUGCGAGGCUUUUCCGGAUCAAGCUCAACGGUGGAUAGCGAGCGUGCUUCAGCCUUUGAAAAGACUGAUAAUCCCGGAUCCACCAGAUGAUGUUGCCUCUCAUAUGAGAAAUGAAAAGUUAUUCAAUGAUGCCUAUCGUAUCUACGAACUUGGGAUCUCACAACUUGCAAGCAAAUUUCUGCAUUACAGCAAGCCCGUCAAACAUCUACUCAAGGAUAUCGAGAAAAAAGAAGAUAAACCGAGAAAUGAUGGUCUCAAGAAAAUUUACCGCAAGUUCAGAGAGCUUGCCUACCAUAUGUGGUGCCAGCCGUCCAAAGUCACUUAUCGCCAUGAUUUGCAACCAUUUAACCCAGACUAUAUGGAGCUUCAUACGGUAGCCACUCGUGGACGUCAAGGUGUGAAUUUGGAGGACUUCAGAGACAGCAAAGUACUUAUACGCCUGUGUCCUUUGAUACGGGGAUGCACUAUCAUUCCUACCAACGGCAUACAAACAAUUACUUAUCUGAGACAAAGUGUAUGGACCGUUGAUUGCCAGACAUUCAGUCAGUGGAAGGCCUCCCAGAGUGAAUCUUCCAACGAGCCGAGUGACGCCGCGGCUCAAGAUCAGGAAAUCAAGCACACCAAUGACGACAUGGCGAGCCCUCCCGAUAGCAAUUUUGAAACAGUUCCUGAUGGCGCGACUCAAGUUCAGGAAACCAAGCACGCCGAUGAUAGCAUGGUGAGCCUUCUCGAUGGAGAUUGCGAUAAAGUUCCUGAGCUCCCAGAAGUUGCAGCUGAACAAACAGAUCUCACGGGAUCUUCGGAUACAAAUGAUGCAACGAAGGACAACAACUUGGAUGCUAUGGAACAAGAUUGA
Talaromyces amestolkiae is the source of this 1623-nucleotide messenger RNA. RefSeq lists its product as uncharacterized. The transcript has 3 exons. The record is from RefSeq and is a predicted model, not a curated record. NCBI's taxonomy places the organism in Eukaryota, Fungi, Ascomycota, Eurotiomycetes, Eurotiales, Trichocomaceae. The coding region runs from base 1 to 1623 and encodes 540 amino acids.